AUGACUAAUAUCUUAUUAAAUAGAAUCAAAACUGUAAAAAAUGUUGCAAACGUAUUUAAGAAUCAAGUCUUGAAUGAAGAAAUAUAUUACGGAACUGACUAUGCCUCUGAAAAGGAAAAUUAUCAAAUUGCAAUUUGUCAAAAUGGAAAAUUUGCUGUUACAUUUGAUACAGCAAACCUUCGGAUUAAAAUAUUGGAAAACACUGAUCAUAGACCAUUCACGUCUAGUAAAAAAAAAGUCAAUUCUAACAACAAGAAUGAAUUCGACGGACCAGAAAAACUUGAUGAGCAAGAUGACAUUAAUCAAAUAAUAGCUUAUUUUAAAAUAAAUGAUGACUUCAUGGUUGAAAAGUUUUACAAAGAAAACUAUAAUCCUCCCUCAUCGGGUCAUGACACAACAGCAACAGAAAACAAAGCAAGCAACUUAAAAUGGUCUUUUGAUAUAUCAAAUGUGCAAGAGAAGAAUGGCGAAUCUUUUAUUUUUGUCGCUAUAUCUCGUAUAGCUGACGAGGAUAUGAGACGAACUAGUAAGGAGAAGAGAAAAGAUAGAAAAGAUGAUAAUAAAAAACCCGAUUAUGAAAGAAAAGUUCUUAGUAAAAUAAGAUAUAAUUGUCCAUUGCCGCCUGACGAAGCUAUUGCAGUUGAUAUGCAAAAUACGCAACCAGAACUUACAAGAGUACUUACAAGCAGGAAUAAUAGUGAAAUUAAAAAAGGAAUCGCUAUUUAUCGUCUUGAUCUAAAAAAGAAUCAAGGAGAGAAAAUAAAUUACAUUUUUAGCACUGUGACUUAUCAUUAUUCUGAUCAAAUUUCAGGAAUUUGUAGAUUCAUUGAAGCUUCAAGCGAAGACGAUUCAGAAUCUUUAUACGAUUUUAAAUUAAAAAGAUUUAUAAUAUUGAAUUAUCGUGGAAUAUAUAAUUUUGAAUUUGAUGAUCACUUUGAUUUUUUUACCUUGAAUGAAAAAUUUGAAUAUCCAGCUAGUAUUAGACGUGAACUAGAUAGUUGGUAUGUUGACGAUGAUUGCAUGAAACGACUUUUAUCAUGUAUUUAUGAUAAAUAUUUUUUGGUUACACAAUACAAAAAUAAUGCGCAAUCACUUGAAGUUUAUGAUCUGGAAAAAAUGGAAUUAGAAACUACUGCAAAAAAACUUGAAAAUAAGGAUAAAUUCGUAAAGAGAUACAAUUAUGACACCUUUUCAGUUAGUAGAUUACAACUUUGUUUUACUCGAGGAGUAAACAAUAUUAGAUUAUAUUAUAUAGAAAAUGGUUUACAAGUUGCAAAAAAAAAAUUAGAAGUAGAUCGAAUACAUUUAUUGGAAUUUAUUGAAAAUGAUGAAAAAUUACUUGUAAUAGGCGAAGGUCCGAAAGAAGGAAAAGAUCCAGAAGGUAAAAAAGAGCUGAAAACUAUGGUUUGGGAUUUAUAUGAUACUGGUAAAGUUGAAUCAAUAAAGCUAGACAUUCCAAUGGAUAUCAUAAAAAAUCUUGGCACUCGUUUAGCGAGAACUUCUGGAAAUAUUUUACAAAUAGGUGAUGACGGAAAAGUUUCAUCGGUCCUUAAAAAAAUUGAAAAAGAGUUAAAAAAGAAAAAGAAAAAUGAGAAAAGGGUCGAUAAGGAGAAGACGGAUAAAAUUACAGAUUCAAUUAAAAAAUUAAUAGUCGAAAAACCAGAUGGAGAGCCAGACGAGAGCCAUAACAUAUAUUACGAUCAGAAAUAUAUAAAGUUUAAACCAAUAGUUGAUGAGAAAGAACCGUGGGUGUUAGGUGAUUAUGAUAGACACUCUUAUUGUCUUUAUCAUAAUCGAAAAGAAACAGAAGUAGAAACUUUACAACUUAUUGUUGGCAGAUCCACUGUUCAAAUUUGGCAUCAAAUCCAAGAUAAAAAAAACAAAGAUGACCUUCCUAACAAAGGAGAACCAUUUCUUGAAUAUAUAUGGACAAAUCGUAUUCCGAUAAAUCAAGAAAGGGAAGAAACAAAAUUACGAAUUGAAUAUUUUAAAUAUGGAUCAAAUGUUGGAUUACAUGAAAAAUUGGAUGAUUUUCAUUUAAAGGUUUAUUGGUAUGAAAGAAAAGAUAAUGAAGAGAAUUCAAAAAAGGAAGAGCAUGCAAAAAAGAAAGAGCGCGAAAUAACAAAGGAAGCAGAAGAUGAAAUAAGUAAAAUAGAAGAUGAAAUAAAAAGGAUUAAUGAAGAUGGAAACAUGGACGAAACGGAAAAAGAGAAAAGAAGACUAGAGAUAAUAAAUAAUAGUGUAAAGGUGAAAAGGAAAGAAAAAGUAAUUAAACUAAAAUAUAUUAUAGAAAAAUUUCACGCAGUAACACACGCUUGUAGAGCAUUAGAACAUCUAAAUAAGCGUUAUAAAAAUAAACGGCUCGCAAAUAAUUACACUAGAGCACAUAAAUACGAGGAGAUUAUCACCUACGUCAAACAUAUAGUUUGGAGGUUUGCUAAAAACGAGCCAGAAAAUUUUAGACUUUUGGAUGUCCGACGUAACAUUAUGAAAAGUUUAAUUCUUGGUGAUUGCGAUUAUUUGAUAAAAUUUAUAUUAUUUGGAGAUGAUGAAGAAAUUAAUGAAAACAAAAAUGGGUGUAAAGAAAAAGAAAAAGAGAAAAGACAAAAAGAAGACGAAAUAAGGUAUAUACCAUGUAAUAAAUUAUGGCCAGGAAAAACAUUUUUAAGGGAAGAUGAUCUUGAUUUUGAUGAAAAGAUUGAUAAGCUAGAAGAUAAUGAAACAAUCGUGCCGGAAAAUAUUAUGGAAUUAGCAAUAUAUCAUUGCAAAGGACGUGAACUUAAUGAUACGAUUAUGAUUGCUUACCUUUUGGAAUUUUACUCUAGACAUGCAACUGAUUGUGCUGGAUGGAUGUGUACCGUUUCUAAGGCAAUUCCUUUAUUAUUUAAAUAUAAUUAUGAUGAUUAUGCCAGAAAGUUAUUUUUCAAAGAAUGUUUUGCAGUUCAGGAUCAUUUUUCAGCUCAAGAACCUGACGAAAUUAUUCCAACAGAAUAUCUAGCAAGGCGUAAUCAUGACAUCAAAUUUAGAGCAUUCAAACCUCUAGUCAAACUCGAAACUGAUAAAUACGAAGUUUAUGUUAAGAUUGUAAACCCAAUUAAAAAUUUUAAAAAUAUUAUAUUCAAAAUUUAUGAAAAUUUUGAUAAUGAUCUUGGAAAAUCACCGUUAGCUUUACGGGUAGUUCCUCUUCCCGGGUUUACUAAAAACAAUAUUGGAAAAAAAAAAGCAGAAUAUGGGUUAUUAAAAAUUAUUUUAAACCUCUUCUGGAUUAUAUUUUUACCGCGAUGGUAUCAAAUUGGUCGGCAUGAUAGGACUAAGUUGAGCCCUUUUUCUAGGAUGAUACUGUAUGAAAAUAACGAUGAUAUUUAUGAUAAUCCGGCAACUGAAGCGGUCAUUGAUUUUCUUUGGCGAAAAGCAAAAAUUUUCUUUUUUUUACUAUUCCUGCGUUUUAUUGUUUUUGCCACUUGUUUUGGAUUAGUUAGCUGGGCAUAUUUGAAUUAUAGCACUAUUAUAAACGGGACUUUUUUAUUUACAUUAAUUAUUAUAUUUUAUUAUUUGGCAAUUUACCAAAUUGUUACUGAAUUGAUACAAUUUCGUUAUCGUGGAUUUAAAAAAUAUUUUGGUGAAAUAUUUAACAGUUUUGAUAUAAUAUCUCUUGUACUUUCUGUUACAGUUAUGUCAAUAAUGGUUAAAAAUUUUCAAUUUUCUGAUGGUUUUGGAAGUGUUAAAACAAUUGAUAAUGGAUUAAUUGCAGGGAUAUCAUUUUCAAUUUUUUUACUUUGGAUUGAUUUGAUCCUUUAUCUCCGUUUAAUAUCAAAUAUUGGUAUUUACAUAUAUUAUGUUAUAAUUAUCUUCAAAACUAUAUUUCCAUUUUUUUUAUUUAUGUCAAUUGUGAUAUUCGCAUUCGCACAUACAAUGUUUGUGUUACUUAGAAAUCCCGCUAAUAUUAAAACCAAAGAAUCUACAUAUAGUGGAAAUGCUACAAAUGUUACAACAAAUGAAACACUUUAUGUCGAACUUAAAUCUGAUUUUGAUCCGAAAUCUAGUGACAAUCCAUUUUCAACUUUUUCUGAUUCAUUAAUUGCUGCGUAUUUUUGGAUGGGAGGUAAUUGGGUUCAAAGAGAUGAUUUUGAUUUUUGGGCUAUUGAUAUAUUUACUUUUGUUGCUAGCAUAUUUCUUGUAAUCGUUUUACAAAAUAUGUUGAUUGCUUUUAUGAGUGGUGUAUUUGAAAGAGCAGAAAUUAAAGGUAGACAAACUUUAUUAAGACAUCGAGCAAAUCAUAUAGUAGAUUAUGAAGCGUUACAUCAUAUUCAUUUAUGGAAUCUUGAACCUGAACCAAAACAUAUUUAUUAUUUUGGUCAAUCAAAAACUUUAGAAGAGUGGUAUGCUACAAGAAAAAGUGAACAAGGUGCUAUUUAUAAAGAUUUUGAAGAAAAAUCUACUUUUACAAAACUUACUUUUAAGGGAAGAUGUUAUGAUAAACGUUCAAUUUGGGAAUAUGUUGAUAAAAAUUUAAAAAUGGAAAAAAUCAAUAUGAAAAAUUAUUUGAAUGAUAUCAUUGAAUGGUUGAUUAAAUAUCAUAAAGAUCAAAAUAAUGAAAAGGAAAUUAAUAUCGAAUCUAUUAAUGAGAUUAUUAAAGAGGUUGAGAAUAUGAAAUUAAAUGAUGUAAAAAAAAUAUUUUUAUAA
Molecule: messenger RNA, 4683 nt
Organism: Rhizophagus irregularis DAOM 181602=DAOM 197198
Lineage: Eukaryota; Fungi; Glomeromycota; Glomeromycetes; Glomerales; Glomeraceae
Biological process (GO): calcium ion import across plasma membrane
Cellular component (GO): plasma membrane
Molecular function (GO): monoatomic ion channel activity
Source: RefSeq, a predicted model, not a curated record